Molecule: messenger RNA, 3015 nt
Organism: Papaver somniferum (opium poppy)
Lineage: Eukaryota; Viridiplantae; Streptophyta; Magnoliopsida; Ranunculales; Papaveraceae
Exons: 8
Coding region: 1-3015 (1004 amino acids)
Molecular function (GO): nucleic acid binding
Source: RefSeq, a predicted model, not a curated record
AUGGAAGUUCCUGAAUCUUCUCAAGUUAAAUUGGUAGCUUAUAAAUUAAAAGGUGGAGCUGCAGCUUGGUGGGAAAAACUCGGUAAAGAUCGACGCAAUGCUCAUAAACCUCCUAUACGUACAUGGCAAAGAAUGAGACAAUUAUUAAGAGAUAAAUUCUUACCUAGAGAUUAUAUGCAACAACUUUUUAUUAAGCUUCAGAACUGUCGACAAGGGGCCAGAUUAGUUGAAGAAUACGUUGCUGAGUUCUAUGCUUUAGUUGCUCGUAACCAAUUGCAUGAAACUGAAGAGCAAUUAGUUGCACGUUUUAUAGCUGGUUUGAAUAAUUUAAUUCAACAUGGACUGACGCAGUCCGUGUUUACAAUGGUUGAAGCCAUCCAACAAGCUAUUAGAGUUGAAAGGCGUGUACUCAGUACCUUUAGACAAGCAACUCCACGUCAAGCUCAUUAUCAACAUUUUUCUAAAACUUCCAGACCAUAUAAUUAUUCUUAUGGUUACCAAGCUGAAAAGGGAUCAACAGUCGUUGAUCCAUCCUUAGAGGGACCAACUGUCUUUGUUGAUCCACAUGACAGAAGUGCAAACCAACCAUAUCAGCAACAACAACCUACUUAUGUUCCUUCAGAACCUGCUCCUACAAUGCAUAUCUCAUCUGCUAAGCCACCUCAGCCUCCUCCACAACGAAAUUUUGUUCGCAAUACUAAAGACGAAACACAAGAAGAAGAAGCAUUAGGAGAUGAUGAAUUAUUUUAUCUUCAAGAACAUGAGACUUAUGAUGCAGAUUUCCUUAGGAUGAUUCGACCAGUUUUAAUCACUGAACCAUGUCCUACUCAGAGACAUAAUAUUUUCAGAUCUCAUUGUUUCAUUGAAGAGAAGCUUUGCACCAUGAUCAUUGACAGUGGAAGUAAAGAAAACUAUGUUUUUGCAAAGUUAGUUGAGAAACUUGGUUUACCUGUUACUCUUCAUCCAAAACCGUAUUUAGUUGGAUGGAUAAACAACUCUUCCACUCAGCAAAUUAAUAAUCAAUGUUUGGUGAAGUUUUCUUUCCCUGGGUAUUCAGAUUAUGUUUUGUGUGAUGUUAUUAACAUGAAUGCAGCAAGUUUAUUAUUGGGAAGACCAUGGCAGUAUGAUAUUCGUGUUGUUCAUAGCUGCUAUGAGAAUACGUAUACCUUUGUUCAUGAAGGGUUUACUAAAGUUCUAUGGCCUUUACAAUCUUCUAAUUCAGUCAAGGAACCAUCAGAUAAGAAGACAAAUGCACUAGUUGCUACCAUUGUUCAUUCUUUACAACCAAAACAUUCUUUGAGUUCUCAUGAAGCUGAUAAACCUGGAAAUUCUAGACAAGAUCUACAACAUCAGAUAUACUUUAUACCUGGAACUUUUAUUCCUAAUCAACCUCAUUAUAGGUUAAGUCCUAAAGAACAUGAGAUUUUACAAGGUCAGGUUGAUGAUUUGUUACAAAAAGGUUUGGCACUGCAGGACAAUGUUUUGUAUGUGCAUCUAAAGAAGUGCACUUUCUUUACAAACAAGGUCACUUUCUUGGGAUAUGUUGUGUCGGAUACUGGUAUUUCUGUGGAUGAUUCUAAAGUUAAGGCAAUUGUGGAUUGGCCUACUCCAACAUCUAUUCGUGAAGUAAGAAGUUUUCAUGGGUUAGCUUCUUUCUAUAGAAGAUUUGUGAGAAACUUUAGUACCAUUGCAGUUGGUUUGACAGAUUGUUUGAAGUGUGAUACUUUUGAGUGGACUGAAGAAGCAGAUAAGAGCUUUAAUCUUCUUAAGGAAAAAUUGUGCAGUGCACCUGUUCUUGCCAUGCCAAAUUUUGAUAAACCUUUUGAGAUUCAUUGUGAUGCUUCUGUUGUUAGCAUUGGUGCUGUGUUAUCUCAGGAAGGACAUCCAGUUGCAUACUAUAGUGAAAAGAAUUCAGAUACAAGGAAGAAGUGGUCUACUUAUGAGUUGGAAUUAAUUGCUCUUGUUCAAGCUCUUAAGAAUUGGCAUCCUUAUCUUAUUCACAUUGAAUUUGUUGUCAAUACUGAUAAUCAAGCUCUCAAGUUUUUGAAAACUUCAACAAAGGUCAAUAGGAUGCAUGAUAGAUGGUUAUAUACUAUUAACCAAUAUACUUUUUCCAUUAAACAUCAAAGUGGGAAACUUAAUCAAGUUGUUGAUGCUUUGAGUAGGAGAGCUCAUCUUCUGGUUACUCUUAAACAUGAGAGUUUAGCCUUUGAUUUCUUAAAAGAUUUAUAUAGUGAAGACAAAGAAUUUAAGCAACCUUGGGACAAGUGUGGUUCUUCAACAGGAAGUGUUGAUGAUUUUCUCAUUCAAGAAGGGUUUCUCUUUAAAGGAAAUCGUUUAUCUUUGGUUGAAGAACGUUAUUUUUGGCCUUCUAUUAAAAGAGAUGUUCAAAAAUACGUACAAAAAUGCAUGAUUUGUCAACAGUCUAAAGGUAAUAUUCAAAACACUGGCUUGUAUACUCCUCUACCAAUUCCUGAAGCUCCUUGGGUGGAUAUUAGCAUGGAUUUCGUGCUUGGUUUACCACGUACUGUGAGGGGGAAUGAUUCUAUUAUGGUAGUUGUUGAUCGUUACUCAAAGAUGGCUCACUUCAUAGCAUGCAAGAAAACAACUGAUGCAUCCAAUUCUUUAUGGAUGCAUUUGGGUACUAAACUUCAAUUUAGUACAACUGCUCACCCUCAAACAGAUGGACAAACUGAAGUAGUCAAUCGAUCUUUAGGAAAUAUGAUUAGAGCCAAAGUUAUUGGAGGAAGAGAGAAGCAAUGGGAUAAUCUCCUUUCACAUAUGGAAUUUGCUUAUAACACUUCAGUUAAUCGAUCUACAGAUUUGGUGGUACUUCCCAAGCUGCGUAAAUCAAACGCUAAGGCAGAUAACUUUGUUGAGAAAGCUUCACUCAUACAUCAAGAGCAAAAAAUCUCAACAUUUCGAUAUUUUGACUUCUCACUGACAUCACUGAAUUCUGGGAUUCUGCUAAAUAGUUACAACUGCUACAAUGAUGUAGAUCAUGGCUGUCGGUGA